AUGCCUAAAACCAAGCCUACUAAAAAGGCUGCCACUGGUGGCAAGAGAAAACUCUCUCCUUAUAACGCCUUCAUGAAGGCCGAGUUGCCAAAAGUCAAAGCUGAGAACCCAAACCUUGAGCAUAAGGCUGCCUUUAAGCUUGUCGCUGAACGGUGGAAGAAUAGUUCCGAUAAUCCAAAG
Messenger RNA from Acaulospora colombiana, 180 nucleotides. The record is from the annotation of a GenBank genome assembly. NCBI's taxonomy places the organism in Eukaryota, Fungi, Glomeromycota, Glomeromycetes, Diversisporales, Acaulosporaceae.